GUGCCACGUCAGCAACAUGACGGGCCUGCCAGGCCAAUUGGCCAACGAUCCCAUUGCUGACUACAAAAAGCGCUUCCAGGCUCAGCUCGCUGCAAUCGAGGCUGAGGAACAACGCCAGCUGGCAGUCAAGGCUGCCCAGCUACAGGCUGAAGAAGAGGCAACAGCAGAGAAGCUGCGGCUACAGGCCGAAGCAGACGCAGAUGUCCAGGUUCGCCGCAAGGAAGCCCAGGAUCUGCUGCAGCGGCAUGAAGCCAGCAACAUCGACAGACUUAAGUUCUGGCACUUUAAACCGAACGGCGACGAACCAACACCGGAAGAGAAGCAUAAGGAGUUCAUGGCCAAGCUCGUGACUAGGUUGGUUUAUACUUGUAACCACCUACAGUCCGAGUUGGCGAACCUUCAGUGGGCCGUGCGGAACCAUAAGACUCAGCACGAGGAUGCCACACGGGCACUGGAUGCCCGUGUACUGGACCUGGAACAGGCUGUCCCAGGACCAGAUGCUGGGGCUUCCAGCAGUGCAUCCUCUAGCCGCCAACUGGAGGAACGCGUUGACCACGUAGUGGCAAUGCUAGGAGACAUAAGUGCCUUCACAGAGCCGGCCACCAUCAGCCAGCGGUUCGAGUUGCUGGACACUAAGAUCAGUCAGCAACAGCAGACCGACCACAGCCACAACAACAGCCCGGCAAGGCCAUACAAGAUGCYGACGUUCCGGAUCGAGAAAUUUGAUGACCACACACAUCAAGACCCGGUCGUCUGGUGGCAAGGAUUUACAAUGGAGUUGGGGAUCCACGAGGUCCCUAACCAUCUGUUCAUCAGUGCUCUAUUCAUCAACACCAAGGGAGGAUGUCAGAUUUGGCUCAGCCACGUGGCAACCAUCCACGGCGUCCAGGUUUCAGACCUGCAUAAGAAGGUCACCUGGGAGGAUAUGGCAAAGGAAUGGAAGAAGCGGUUCAUAGUGGAUGACGCACCCGYGCUCGCCAUCAAYCGCAUCUUCGCGAUGGCUCAAGGGAGCACACCGACACUUGACUGGCUCACGGAUUGGCAGAAGAUCGUGGCCACGCCCGAUCUGGACUUGCCAUUUUCGCAUCUGCGCCGUGAGUUCUACAACAGGUCAUGCGCCACUCUGAGCCUCGCACUUCGCGAGCAGUACCACACUUUCGCAGAGAUCAUCAACAAGGCGAGAGAGAUCAUCAAGACCAACAGCUCAGCUGCACAUGAGAAAUCAACAUGGCAUCCGACCUAUGUGGAGAAGGCACGAAUUGGUCCGCGACAGCAGCACUUCGCUGCAGUCCAGCAGGACAGUGGAGAUAACCCAGCAGCCACUCCAGCAUCAAGUGACGGAGAUCAGGUGGCUGCUGUCCAGCCGCGAAGCAACAACAAGUCCCGCAACAAUGGGAAGGCGAAAUCCGCAUYGCAGGCCGGAAAUGGACAGCCAGUACAAGUUUCAUGGGUCAAGUUCGGCUUGACCGAGGCGGAGUACAAACUCGGGAAACUAAGAUCCGCGGAAGGUGAGGCGACUCCACCUUCCACUCCGCCAGAUUCGGCCGCCUUGCUAGCRGCCUCCUGCACAUCUGGGGAGGACGCGAAUGUCGCAAGUUCUCGUUACUCUUACGAGGACUAUGCUGUCUACUUGGUUCCACCGCUGGACCAGCCGCUCCACGUGCAACAGUCCACCGCAUGCACGGUUUCAHCACCAUCGGCAACCGAUUCGGCACCUUCGCCGCAAUCUAUCGCCGGGGAUUCGACGUCAUGGUCAAGACUUGAUGAGCUCGACCCGUUGACGUUCACGGACUUCCAGUGGAUGCCCGUUCCCUCGACCGGACGAUUGCCGAAACCUCAUUGCAAUGUGCUCAUGGCACAACUGCGGGACUACUUGCAUACUGCAGUACCAGCUCCGUUGAUGGACGACGGAGUAGAGGUUGUCAACCUUCACGAGUACAUUGCGAAGAUUGACCGCGAGUUCAAGACGCAACAUGCCUUGAUCGAUUGCGGAGCAUCUCGCAACUACAUCAGCCAGGACUUCAUGGUGCGCGUCGGCCUUGACCCACGUGUCCGGAGGAAGUCCCAGCCUACGCAAGUCAUGUUGGCAGACGGUCAUACGCACAAGUCAAUCGACCGGUGCAUUGACGCCGUCCCCGUGUACUUUGCCCCUCACGCAAGUGAGGCGGUGUCCUUUGACAUUCUGGACACCAAAUUUGACAUGAUCUUGGGCAUGUCAUGGCUGCGAAGCGAGGAUCACCCGGUGAACUUCUUCAACCGCACCGUUCACAUUCGGGAUCGGAACGGAGUACUAGUUCCAUGCACGGUGCCUCUUCCUCAUCCUUCUAUCAACUGCCACGUGGUAUCCGCCGCAAGCAUGCGAGCAUCCAUCAUCAGAGACGACAUCGAGGAGAUGGGGGAGAUGGCUAUGGCGGGAUCUUUGUCACGUUGUUCGGCGGAGGAGGAAAGGGAGGAGGAGCGAGACGAGGAGCGAGACGAGGAGCAGGAGGAGCGGGAGGAGCGGGAGGAACGGGAGGAGGGAUGGGAAAAGGAGCGGGAAAAGGAGUGGGAGGAACGGGAGCAGGUGCGGGAGAAGGAGCGGGACGGGAAAUGCGAAGGGGCGGAGGAGCCGUGGGAGGAGGAGCUGGAGAAUGAGGAGCGGCAGGGGAAACGUGGAGGGGGUUAGGGACGGGAGGAGCACAAGGAAAAACGGGAAGGGGCGAAGGCGGCGCGG
This is a messenger RNA of Chara braunii, 2713 nucleotides long. Lineage: Eukaryota; Viridiplantae; Streptophyta; Charophyceae; Charales; Characeae. The record is from the annotation of a GenBank genome assembly.